Molecule: messenger RNA, 998 nt
Organism: Ctenocephalides felis (cat flea)
Lineage: Eukaryota; Metazoa; Arthropoda; Insecta; Siphonaptera; Pulicidae
Product: replication protein A 70 kDa DNA-binding subunit-like
Exons: 7
Coding region: 1-948 (315 amino acids)
Source: RefSeq, a predicted model, not a curated record
AUGACAAACUACAUUAUAAAUUUGCCAGAAUUGAAUCAUGUAAUCCGAAAAAUAACCAUAAGGGCCUUGAUCGAUGACAGGGCUGGUCAAACUUCUAGCUCCGGUGUGUCAGAAGCUGUUACAGGUGUUCCGUCCCCAAGUACCGGAAACUCGUAUAUAAAAAAACGGAGAUAUGAGAAUGACAUAAGUAAUAUUGCUUCUUUGACUCAUUCGCAACAAAAUUGGACAAUCAAAGCCAAGGUCGAAGAAAAGUCGGAUAAAAAACCAUGGAGUAAUAAAAAUGGCAAUGGCCACUGUUUUAGUAUGGCGUUGUCUGAUAAUAGUGGAAAAAUCAGAGCAGUUGCUUUCAAUGAUCAAUGCCAUAAGUUUUAUGAAAUGAUUCAGGAAGGAAAGAUUUACACUAUAUCAAAAUUUGAUGUGAAACUACGCAAAAAAGAAUUUCGUACCUUCAACGAUUAUGAAAUAGUAUUUAGAAAUGAUACUCAAGUCGCAGAGUGUUUGGAUGUUGGUAAUAAAGUGCGAAAAGACAGUUAUGAAUUUGUUAAGAUUAAAGACAUUCAAGCAAAGAAAACAAACACUUUAGUCGAUGUGAUUGGAAUUUGCAAAGAUUGCCCAGAAAUUGUACCUGUUAAAACCAAAAAUGGCAAAGAAGUAAGCAAGAGAGAAUUAACAUUGGUGGACGAUAGCGGUGCUUGUAUUAAGUUGACCUUGUGGGACGACGACGCAAAAAACAUCGAUGAAGUCUUGCACUCUGUAAUUUGUGUAAAGAAUGCUCGGAUCAAAGAGUAUCGCGAUAUUAAAUCAUUAGGGAUUGGAUCUAGCACAUGCUUGAAAAUAAAUCCUGACUUGCCUGAGGCCACUGAACUUCGAGGCUGGUUUGAUAAAGAUCGUGAAACUGCCAAACCUAUAAGUCUAUCGGCAAUGUUAGAAAUUGAUAUUAACUAUUAAUUUAAACAUUUAAUACAAACUCGUUCAUUUAUUUCUUUUCUAUCGUGCCU